Molecule: messenger RNA, 4662 nt
Organism: Hydatigera taeniaeformis
Lineage: Eukaryota; Metazoa; Platyhelminthes; Cestoda; Cyclophyllidea; Taeniidae
Source: the annotation of a GenBank genome assembly
AUGUCCACAUCACCAGGUAGUGAAGACAGUGGCUCUUUAUCGAAGGAUCGGAGUUUUGGUUUUUUUACCCUUGGAAGAAAGAAUCUCUUCGGUUCAAAUGCCUAUAUUUCUGGUUCUUCCAAAAUGGAUCGGCGCCGGUCAGUUUUGCGGAAAUCUUGGUCUCAAGAACAACCGACUGGUCCUGCUUCCCAAAUUCUACAGGAGAAGCGUGAUAUUCUUCUCGAAAACCUCAAACAAAAGGUCAUAUCACGCUUUCAUGUUCCUUAUCAAACUUAUGCACUUUAUGUUCAUGGUGACGCUCAUGUUUUUGUUAAUUUGCGUGGAGCAAUAUGCGCGGCCGUGGACGACUGUCUGCGCUUUGGUUUGAUUCUGAAAAGGCCUGUGCUAUUUAACCGCGAGCCUCCCACCUACAGCCUCCUGAAAGAGGUGGCGAAAUCCCUCCCUGAGGCAAGGGAUGUUGUCAAGAGGGUUCAGGAGUUGGAGGAGAGGGCUAACGUUUAUGGUGGAUACGGACAUACCUUCAGUCUGUCCUCGCUUAGUUAUGUCGACUCUGUUGGACGUAAUGCUUCGCCGGGUUCGGGGACUCUGCCCAGGCACCUCUGGAUACGGAUCGCUCUCUUCCAAAAGUCACUAAGCAAAAUAGUUGAUUACCUCAUGGAGAAUGCCGAGUUGCAUUACGAGCGCGUUUCAAUCAUCGCGCAUCCGUUUGACAGCCAACUCUUUGCUGACCUGCUCCUUCGUGCAGCGCUUUCCUGCCUCACCGCUUCCAGAUCACACCAAUGUGCAUUAUUCUUUUACGUGCGUGUCCUCUCUCAGCUUUGCUCCUCUGCCAUUGGUCGGGUGGACGAGUUUGUUUCCAGCGUCGCUCUCAUUGGUCCACAUCAAGUUGCUACAUGCAAUGCAUGCAGGAAGAGGGCUGAGCAGGCAUCAGCAACAAGGGAUCAUGGAAAAGGGAUCGGUGACAGGAGUUCGAAAGUACCCGGGUACAGGACGAGCCCCUACAUAUUCCCGCUCCUGCCUGCUUCCUCGUCCUCACCCUCACCUCAUUUCACCUGCUUCACUGUUGUACCAAGUCUCCUCAUCGCCUUCCGUCAUUCACUCCUCCGAGGUCGGUUUGUGCCGCUUUCCGCUGUCGCGGGUGGUGUUAUUGAAAGAACUUCAACUAGUGAGGCCACUAGUGAUGAGAAUGGCACAGAUGAAGAGGUCACUUUGGGUAGUUUUGUCACAGAAGAAGAAGCGCAUGUUCACCACUACCAUCACCAUCAGUUGCGCUCCAACUUCUCGCCCAGCCUUCCAGCGCAGAAACUGACUCAGGCCAAGGACUAUGUCGAAUCCCUUCAUCAAAAUGAACGAACUCCACUCCUUUAUGGCAAAAACAAUGUCCUCGUGCAACCGAGCAUGAGCACUAGUCGAAUCUCUGGCUAUCUGUCGAUGCACAGGACGGGUCUUGACGCCGACUCUGGACUGGAACUGAAAUGGGCACCCAACAGGGCCAUGUCCGUGCCGCAGGAGAGCGAAGAGCAGCAGCAGCAGCAGCAGCAGCAGCAGCGGAGGAACCAUCGUCCCUACAAUGGUCUGCGCUCCUACGACAGUGCUGAAGGCGUCUCUAAACUGAUGCUGCACGAGUCGAGCUACUGGGAUUUUGUCUUGGACAUUGAUAUCAAGAAGGUCGUAUACAUUCACUGUCAUCGACAUUACUCUGAUACUGAUAGUGGGACAGUAAUAUUGGUACGAGCGGACGGUGUACAAUAUCCUCCAUUGACUUUUCCCGCCUUUUCACAAGUCGUCUCCUUCAUUCAAUGCCUAGAAACGCAUUUGGCACCCAAGGGGUCUCUGAACCCUCGAACAGAUGAUGUUGAUUGGGAGGAGAAUUGGCUGGCCUAUACACGCUCCGUCAACCUCGUUCGAAAUCGUCUCAAAAAUAUUGUCUAUCCGCGCUACCUGCUGUCAAAGCCUCCAUCUCCCAAUGCCAAACCUCUGACGGCAGAGUUGUGGCGGAGCGGGAUAAUACUUGCCUCGCAGGUAUGGCCGUUUCUCCUGGACCAUUACCCGUGGUCCGCGACCCCGAUGGAGAUUGAGGAAAUAGAUAAGCGCACUCGCAUGGCCUACGAGCGCUCGGUAUCCGAAUGGCUUGCUGCUGAGGUUAUAAUUCUGCAACAAGAGCAGCAGCACAGCCAACGCGGCUCCAUGGCGGGGACGCUGACCGACCAUAACACCCCCGAAGUGGAUUCGCGCAGCGCCUCCCUCCGUCGAAAUUCGCUUGUUUCAGAUAAGCAGACUGUCGAGGAUACUGCACCCUCAUCCCGACACUCGGGUGAAGUAAACGAAAACUCAGGUGAUUCGCACGCCUCCACAAACUCAACACGCACCACCAACGAACUACCUCCAUUGCCUCCCAAGUGGACACAUGAGUCCCGGGCUCUUAAAAUCAACACUGGAGUAGGUGGCAUUGGCUACAGCGGUUGUGGCAACUCGAUCGACCUGGCAGACGAUGCGACUGAGGAGUGUACAAUGACGACAACGGACGACGACGAUACAAUCGAGAACAAUGCAGUGGCGAAUCGCGUGCGUCGUCUCGCUAUGGCGCGAGCUCAGUCCUGUCCUAAUACUCCCAAAUCGCUUGACCAUCUUACAGUUACAAUCCGCAAUACUAACUCCUCUGCCAUUACACAGGAGGACAACUCCGACGUUGAUGAAGUCUUCAGCCCGCUCACUUUGCCUCCCACACGAAUCGGAGGUCAGGACCAUCAGUCUCUGACCCAGCCAUCAAGAGAGAAAAAACAUAGUCGGUAUUCACGUUCUGAAGUAUCGGGAGCUAGUUACUCGAGUGAAGUCCUUGAGGCUCUCUCAGUAAAUAUUCAGAGGAUCGACAAGGAUGUUGCCAGAUGUGAUCGAAACUACCAUUAUUUCUCCAAAGGCUUGUCCAAUGGUGCCGGUACCCAGACAGCGGUUUCAGAGCAGUUGAUGGGGGGUUUGUGUGUGGCGAGUCUCGACCUCUCAGCCAACCUUUACCGUCUCCGCACUAUCAUGUGCACUUGGAUCUGGCAGCAUAUGGAAACGGGUUACGUGCAGGGCAUGUGCGAUCUCCUGGCGCCCUUGCUUGUGGUACUGGAAGACGAAGCCCUGACCUACGCCUGUUUCUCGCAACUCAUGUUGAGGAUGCUUUCAAAAUUUCCCCUUGCAUCUAGCACCACUUUUACGAGCACAGAGGCGGCGGCAGCGGCAGGAGUUCUUUUACCUCACCUUCUAGAACCCGUUGCCUUUGAGCGUGCGCCCCAUCGUCGCUACGAUUUCACACGCCCCAAAACUAAACAGCAGCUACUGCAAGAGACCAACCACCACUCCAUGGUUGGCCAUACUGCCAGGACGAAUGUGUCUAGUCUUGCUCCUGCUGGAAACACACUCAUUAAUCGACAAUUUGAAAGUCUUCGCAGUCUCAUCGAAGUCUUAGACCCUGUCCUUGCCGAACACAUGCACCUAAAUGAGGACAAUUCUCACUUAUAUUUCUACCGAUGGCUCCUUCUGGACUUCAAGCGGGAAUUCAAAUACGCUGACGUGUUUCUUGCCUGGGAAACGAUUUGGACCUCUUAUCGUUUAGUCUGCCCAGAUUUUGAAAUUUUCAUUGCAUUUGCCUUGAUUCAGUAUUAUCGCGACAUAAUUAUCUUCUAUUGCUUCGAUUACACCGACAUUAUACGCUUUUACAACGAACUGCAAAUAGAGUGGCCUCACUUGGAGUGUGGUGCUCCCAGUAGCUAUCAUCGAAUCCCACCAAAUUGUGCCGUUGAGGAAUUUGAGUCGAGCUUCGGACAUUCAUUCAAAAGAAGAAUGCAUCUGGAUCCACAUUUGUCUCCCUCCUACAAUAAGAAAUCAUCUCGUAUAUCCAACUCCACAUCAUCCACUUCUCCCUCUCCAAUUGAAAACCUUAAUUUUGACGCUCUUAACGAUCCCACCGACGAGACUAUGGCUCACCCUUGCCACGAGGCCUCACCUGUCUCUUCAUCAUUCCGAUAUCUCACCUCAAGCGAUGAUUUCUUUGUGGUGCAGACGCCCUCCAAGGCUAUUAAUGAGUCCGACCAGCAGUCUUUCCAUCUUUCGAGCCCGCCUUCUGGCUUUGGGAAUCUCGGUGGUACAGCAAAUACAAAAUCCGUUAAAUCAUUUAGGCCUCGAGUAUUGUUUAGAAGCAGCAAUUUUGAAUCCGAAAAACCAGUAUCGAGUUCUUUGAUUAAGGGAUUGGGUGCUCCACUCAAAAAUCAAUCACCUAAGCCGAGAUUCUCAUUUGUUGGCCCUUUAAAUCAACCAAAGUCUUCUGCUAGUGAUUCAAUCGCCCUGUCAAUGGCCAAAAUGACAGUAUGGAACAGGAUGGCUGCUGCAACUACGCCUGUUACAAUUGUAAAAACUCCACAGUCCGCCACUAACGUUCCUCGGCUAGGUUUGAGUGGUUCGCGUCAGGCCAUUUCUGCUCCGGGCGUUAAGCUAGCAUAUCCUGUACACAAGGAGCCUGAAUUCACUAUCAGACGUAUUUUGCAAAUGGCGUGUGGGCUCUCAUCGUUCUCAGUGCUCUUCUAUGGCUCACGAGGUCAGCAGUUGGGGUCAAUAAGUGGGCAGGGUCGUGCCGAAGACAAACUCUACGACGACUGGGUGCGAAUCUUAUCCAAGGAGUAG